CUUCGCUCAGUAAGCCCAAAAGUAAGCGCCCAGAAGAAAUAUGAAGUAGGCCCCGACCUACAGAUCCCCCCGUCAGCCUUGCGCUCAGGAGUAACAUUUGACACUGUCGUGGCCACAUACAACAUGGGACGAUCUACGAGGAAUCUGUAUGAGCCCAUCGCUCGCACCUCGUUUGACGAGGACGAAGAGAUUGAAUUGGCGAGGGACGAUCCCAUAGAUGGGUAUCCCACUCGUUCUCGAGUCUCCCGCGUCGAUCGUCUGAUAGCCACCUUGUCUCAGACAUCCCGAACAGUGAAGUGGCGCAUACGAAGGCGCUAUUUUACUGCUACCUUCACAGUUCGUAGGAUUGUCUUUUUUCUGUUCUUCAUCCUGUCUGGCCUCAUUAUUACCACCUUUGUAUUAUUCCCUUCCUAUACUCACUUGCCACCUCACUAUCGGGCCCUGCAAUCAGCCGUCCAAGGCUCCACAACUUCAGGCCGGGGAAAUAUACACAACUCUACCGUCUUCAUCGCGGUCAGCCUUUAUGACAAGACUGGAGCUCUGGCGGGUGGCGCGUGGGGCCAGAGCCUCCUGGAUCUGAUCGACAUGAUCGGGCCGGACCGUGUCUUCCUGAGCAUCUACGAAAAUGACAGCGAUGCCAGUGGCGAGCAAGCAUUGUGGGCACUCAGUGAUCGAGUCCCUUGUAACAAAUCUAUUGUGUACGACAAGCAUUUCGACUUCACGGGCUUUCCCACCGUUACGUUACCCGAUGGUUCUAGCCACGUGCGCCGCGUGGCCUAUCUAGCAGAGGUCCGCAACCGGGCCUUACGUCCCUUGGAUGAUCUGAACCAUCGGUUCGACCGCCUGCUCUUCCUGAACGACGUCUACUUCGAUCCCCUGGAUGCCUUGCAGCUUCUGUUCUCGACACAUACCCGCGACGGCCGUCCAGACUAUCGAGCUGCGUGUGCAGUCGACUUUAUCAACCCGUUCAAGUUCUACGAUACCUUUGCCUCGCGCGACCUUGAGGGUUACGGCAUGGGACUCCCAUUCUUUCCAUGGUUCACCACUGCGGGUAAAGCGCAGAGCCGCUCUGAUGUUCUGCAGGAAACUGAUGCAGUCCGGGUGCGUAGCUGUUGGGGAGGAAUGGUUGCCUUCGAUGCCGGGUUUUUCCAGAGCCGGACUCCAACAGCAGCAGACACGGACCAGCCAACCUAUUACCGCGGACGCCGCGUGCCUGUGCAAUUUCGCAGCGAGGAGGAUCUUUUCUGGGAAUCGUCUGAAUGUUGUUUGAUACACGCAGAUAUUCAAAGCUGGCCCUCUUCGUCUUCUAUGGAUGCACAGAAUGUUGGAGGAGAGGAUAAGGUGGAUUCAGGCAUCUACAUGAACCCUUUCAUUCGUGUGGCCUACCACCCUCGCUCUUUCAGUUGGCUUAGAAUUACCCGUCGGGUGGAGAGGCUCUACUCUGUCGCCCAUUGGCUUUCUAGCACCGCGUUUGGCCUUCCGUUUUAUAACCCCCGCCGAGCAGAGAUCCCAGGCGAGGAAGUACAAGAGACGGUCUGGGUUGAGGAUGAAUCGAGUGAAGGGGGUUCGUUUUCGAAAGUGACACGAGUUGCUAAUUACGAUGGAUACUGCGGGAGGUGGGACUUACAGGUCCUUUCUCGUCGAGAGGAGACUGGCGAGGGAGGUUGGGUUUCAGUCCCUGUCCCGAACUUGCCGUCUUGAAACUGCUUGCUCGGGCUGCGGCCAAUCAAUGUUUUUCUCUCAUCUUGAUUUUCAUAUAGACUAUGGCACUAUGUUUAAUGACUGCGUAUGUAGAGGAGUCCAAAGAAACGUAUAGCUCAGUAUUAUCAUCUAACGC
Aspergillus welwitschiae is the source of this 1837-nucleotide messenger RNA. Its product is annotated as glycosyltransferase family 69 protein. The transcript has a single exon. NCBI's taxonomy places the organism in Eukaryota, Fungi, Ascomycota, Eurotiomycetes, Eurotiales, Aspergillaceae. The record is from RefSeq and is a predicted model, not a curated record. Bases 124 to 1701 code for a protein of 525 amino acids.